This is a messenger RNA of Caenorhabditis briggsae, 345 nucleotides long. NCBI's taxonomy places the organism in Eukaryota, Metazoa, Nematoda, Chromadorea, Rhabditida, Rhabditidae. The record is from RefSeq and is a predicted model, not a curated record. The coding region runs from base 1 to 345 and encodes 114 amino acids. The transcript is spliced from 2 exons.
AUGCGACCAGUCACCUUGACGAUUCUUCUCUCGAUUCUUCUUGCCAGCUCCGUCAGAGCCGAUUGGUGGGAUGGAUUCACUGAUACAGUCAGCGGUGGAUUGAACAACGCUGCCGGUUGGUUCAAAGAGACCGCCUCACCAGCGAUUCGCGACAAAUUCAACGAGUACAAGGAGAAACUUCAGGACCCUGAAACGCAUAAGAAUAUUCGAGAAUGGGUGGCCGAGAAGUACGAGGCCGCUUCGGAAUUCACAAAAGAAGAGAUCGUUCCCGAAUUGAAGAAAGUCUACGAAGCAGCGACCGCCGAUGUGACCACUUCGGAGCCAAAGAAAGAUGAUGACGAAUAG